Molecule: messenger RNA, 2848 nt
Organism: Frieseomelitta varia
Lineage: Eukaryota; Metazoa; Arthropoda; Insecta; Hymenoptera; Apidae
Product: transient receptor potential channel pyrexia
Exons: 6
Coding region: 14-2803 (929 amino acids)
Biological process (GO): monoatomic ion transport; transmembrane transport
Cellular component (GO): membrane
Molecular function (GO): monoatomic ion channel activity; protein binding
Source: RefSeq, a predicted model, not a curated record
UAUUCAAGAUAAUAUGUCAAUCUUAAAGAAAAAACCAUUGCUAAAUAAAUUUUUAAACAACCAUAAUUUUCAAGAAGAAUUAAAUGUUAUGCCAGUACCUUCUACUGCUACUAAUUAUAUAGAAAAUUGUGAAGAUAUUUGGAUGAAUGACAUGGAAGAAAGUAGUAUAAGUUCCGAGUAUAGUUCUGAACCUGUUAUAUAUCAUAUAAAAGAGAGACAAAUAACAAAUCAACAGCCAUGGAAUACAGAGGAAAUUAUUUUGGCUCUAUCUGAUCUUCCAGCAGGAAAGCAAGUACUUUCUAUUAUUUCUACACUGCAUGGAGAUAUUUUGGACAAAGUUUUACAUGAAUUUCUAAACACUGAUAACAACAAAAUGAAGAAUAUUCAAAAAACUCCUACACCUUUUGCAGAUGGAUGUGUACAAAAUACACUAAUGAAUACUGAAGAUGAAACAGGUUUGAAUACAACUGUACUACAACUUUUCAUGAGAUGGCCAAAUACUUGUCUUCUAGUUUCUUGUUAUCUAGGUUACGUAAAGGUGGUCAAAGCUUUACUGAGCAAGAAUGCAAAAAUUUCAGCAAGAGACAGUGACGGCAGGACACCAUUACAUUUGGCUGCUUGUACAGCUUCAUUAACAAUUUUGGAAGAAUUACUAAAAUAUGGAGCAAAUCCAAAUGAAUGGGACUUUAGUAAAAAAUAUACACCUUUACAUUGUGCUGCUGCUACUGGAGAUCUUGCAUGUGUUAAAUAUUUAAUAAAAUCAAAAGCAGAUGUAAAAGCUGAGAUAUAUGGAAAAAGUCCUCUUUACUAUGCUGUGUUAAGUAAUGCAGCAGAUUGUGUCAAAGCUUUAUUAGAAGCAGGUGCUUCUCCUAAUAAUUCACAGGUUUAUACAGAAACACCAUUACAUGUAGCAGCUGGUUUGGGUUCUGUUAUAUGCACAAAACUAUUGUUAACUUAUGGAGCUGAUGUAAGAUUUCAGUUUGGUCCUAUGAAAUCUACACCAUUGCAUCUAGCAGCUGAGGAAGGUAGUGCUGAAUGUACAAAGUUAUUGUUAGAAGCUGGUGCAGCAUGCGAAGCACAAAAUGCAAGAGGACAAACACCAAUGCAUUUAGCAGUUUUGUCUCAAUCUAUAGAAACAUUAGAUAUACUUCUGAAUAUUGGAGCUAAGGUUAAUAUCGAAGAUAAUGAUGGUCGUACUCCAUUACAUGCUGCAGUUGCAAAAUCUGCUAGGGGAAUAGAGAUGGUGAAAAUUUUAUUAAAGGCUGGUGCUUUAGUCAACAAGGCAGACAAAUUUGGUUAUACACCUUUACAUAUUGCAGCUUUAAAUGAAAAAUCAUCAACAGUAAUAACGCUAUUAUCAAAAGGAGCAGACCUUACUGCUAGAACAAAAGGUGGCAUUUCUGCAUUAAGCUUUAUUGUGCGCAGAACUCCAGAUGUAUUACCACGAUUUAUUUCACGCUUGGAUCAAGCAAUUUCUUUACAUGAUCAUGAAUUAGGUGAUGUUGAUUGCGAAUUAAGAUUAGAUUUUAGACCAUUAUUAUCAGGUGGCAGAGGAGAAACAGAUUUAAUGCUAUGCCUUGUGGAAGCUGGACAAAGACAUGUAUUAAAACAUCCUUUGUGUGAAAGUUUUCUUUAUUUAAAAUGGUUAAGAAUUCGCAAAUUUUUUUUAUUAAGUUUGAUAUUUCAUUCCAUAUUUGUUGCAUUUUUUACUGCAUAUAUUGUAGUUGAAAAAUUUAGAAGUGUACUUUUUUGGCCAGUAUUAAUAUUUACUGUCACGUUAGCUAGUAAAGAAUUUUUUCAAAUGACUCAUGGUGUGUGUAGUUAUAUUAAAAGAUGGGAAAAUUGGCUUCAAUGGAGCGUUGUGUUACUAUCGAGUAUUGUGUUAAAUAUGCCAAAACAAUACCAUAGUUUGCAAGGUCAUGGUUGGCAAUGUCACUUAUCAGCUAUAAGUAUUCUAUUAAUUUGGAUACUAUUAAUGAUGGUAAUUGGGAAAUUUCCAAUGUUUGGCCUUUAUAUCCAAAUGUUUACUCAAGUAUCAAUUAAUUUCUUUAAAUUUCUGGGUGCUUAUAUAUUCCUCAUAGUAGGGUUUUCUUUAGGUUUUAAUGUAUUACUUCAAAAUGAUUCAUUUAGUUAUCCAUUAAUUGCUCUGUUGAAAACUAUUGUAAUGAUGUCUGGGGAAUUAGAAUUUGAAGACAUAUUCAUUAGUACACAAUCACCAAUUGAACAUUCUGGUACUGCUCAUUUAAUGUUUUUAAGUUUUGUUAUCUUAGUAACAAUAAUUUUAGCAAAUUUAAUGAUGGGCCUUGCUGUAUCAGAUAUACAAGAAUUAAGAAGAUGUGCAGGAUUAGAUGGAUUAGUACGUAGAGCAGAAUUAGUAGCACAUUUGGAACACAUGUUAUUUUCUAAACUUUUAGAUCAUGCACCAAAUAUAAUAAUGAAGGUAUGCAGACGAGGUGCACUUUUGUUACAUCCACCACAUUACUGUGCAAUCUAUAUUCGUCCUAAUGAUCCCCGCGAAAAACGUUUACCACAAGAACUAAUAAAAGCUAUCUAUUGCUUAGUAACUGAAAGAAAACAUAAGAAUAUAAGAACAAAAGGAUCAUCUAUAUAUAAUGCACAUAAUAUAGAAAUGGAUAUUUUUAGAUUAAAUCGACUUUAUAGCAGUACCUCUAGUGAUAACAAUCAACAAUUAAAUGAAUUAGCUGAUGAAUUAAAAAGGUGUUCUUUUAAUAUUACUACACGUUUGGAUAAGUUAACUAGCAAAGUUGAAAGUAUUGUUAAAGAUUGCACUAACUCAGUAUGAUAUAAUAGUGUAUAGAACAUUGAUUUUAUUACUAUUUACUUACCA